UAAUACACGGGGAAAAGGACACCUGAAAUAGAAAACCUUCAAGAAAAAUUGGUUUUUGGUAACACUUAGACGUGAAACGUAUUUCAAGGAUAUCUCCUAAAUCUUAUGAAAUCGCACAAAGAUGCCGCACAAACAGCAAAUAGCGAUAUAUUUUCUUUGCCUCGCGCUGGACGUGCUGCAGCCAGCUGAUGGACAAUCGAUUUCGAAUACAGUGCAUCGCACCCAAGCUGCGACGGAGCGCAUCAAUGACUUAUCCUGUUACGAAUGCGAUACCAUGGACCAUGGCGAAUCGUGUGUGGAUGUUACGACACGCAAUCUGUCGAGUUUCAUACGCAAAUGCAAGGGUGAGGAGUUUAUUUGUAUGGUGAAACGUUUUUCCUACACUACCAGCACGGAGAAUUCCACAAGCGCCCCCAAAAUGUGGUCGCUGGAUCGUCGCUGUGCCGUCAACUGUGAGGCGGGCUGCAUUGUGAUUGGCGAAAGGACGAAGCUAUACGCUUGUACUUCUUGCUGUGAAAAGUCUCUCUGCAAUACGGGACGUGGACGAGCAAUGAGCACUUUUCAGCGCAUAGAGACAGGCAUUGGUACGCGUUGGUAUGCGGCAGUGAUGGCAACAAUGUUGCAACGACUACUCCUGCGGAGUAAUCACACACAUUAAUAAAGUUUUGAAAAGGUAUAUCGAACAAAGAAAGCAGUAGCUAGACAAAGUUAAAUAGAAGUUGGCUAAAGAAGAAUAAGAAGGCUAUACUGCACUGAAAGUAAUAGCAAAUGGUAUUUAUGCAACAAACUAAUAAGCUCAAGGUCUGCUCGAAAGCAAACUCUCCUACAAGCGCCAAAACAAAAUAUAGAAAUCAAUUAUAAGUAUAAGUAUUAUUAAUUAUGAAGUAGUUGAGAUUCUUUUCCUAUUCAAAUCUGUAGCCAAACACCUUUGUGAUA
Anastrepha obliqua is the source of this 936-nucleotide messenger RNA. RefSeq lists its product as uncharacterized. The record is from RefSeq and is a predicted model, not a curated record. Lineage: Eukaryota; Metazoa; Arthropoda; Insecta; Diptera; Tephritidae. The transcript is spliced from 3 exons. Bases 122 to 658 code for a protein of 178 amino acids.